UGCAUUAAGCCAGAUAUAUCUGAGCAGAUGUCUGUUCUUGUGGUGUGAAUCUGAAUGUGAAUUCAGCCACUGCUGUGACGCAUGUACUUGUUCAUAGACUCCUCUAAAGCAAAGCUGUGUUGACGUACCUUGGGGGCCAAAUCAUUAAUCAGUUUCAUGGUUGUAGUGAGAAGAACAAAUACAGUAAUGUGAUCUGGCAGCACCAGGUAGCCGUACUCUCUGUUUUUUCCGUUGUGUUUAGUACCAGUCCCUCCACUGUCACUGUCACCUUAUCUCACAGGCCUCAUAAAUCAUUCAAAAUGCUAUCGAAAGUUAUGCAGACUAACUAGCCCAAUACUUACCUCCAUCUACCAACAGACAGACAAGGUCCUGCUUGCAGAACUGCAGCAGACAGGAGAGGUUUAUCAAGGGAGUGAGUUAGCUACAACAUCUUCAUAACAAUUUUCUUGGCUAUGGCCAAAACAAGACAGGCAACCAAGAGAUUAUUUACAGAUCCAGGAUGAAGAAUUAAAAGCUUCUCACUGAGGAGUUCAUCAGUCCUUUUCCUUAAAAGGUGGUCAUAUUAACAAUGCUAAGGACAAGGAGAUGGAAGAAUUCCAGGUGUCUGUGGUGGCUGUUUGCUUGUGUGCUUCCCAUUCUGGUUCAUGGAAAAAACUUCAGCCAACAUGUCCUGGAGAGGUCACCAUGCCAGCCAGGCUUCUACUGCCCACUGGGGAGCUUUUCUCUAAUCCCCUGUCCGAAGGGAAGCUAUGGGCCAGUUGCUGGUGGUGAGUCCAUGGACAGCUGUCUAAAGUGCCCUCCUCACCACUACUGUCCUAGUCCAGGCAUGUCAGCUCCUAUACCAUGUGGCCCUGUUGCUCAGCAGCCACUGUCUGGCCAGGACACCUGCAUCUGCUCAGGAGUGGGACAGACUUUUCAAGCCAGUGAUGGGUGGUGCCCCUGUACCCUUGGCUACCAACAUACCAACAAUGAAGAUGCUUGUGUACACAAACUGUACGAUGUCUGCAGAAAUGGAUUUACACGUACACAGUAUGGUGACUGUCUGGACAGACAUCAGUGGUCACUUCAUUGUAGGCAGCAGGUGUGCCAAUCUGCAGAAGACUUUCAGGGUUAUGAUGGCGAGCUGGGUCUGUGUGUAUGCAGAGAGCCUCCUGGAAGAGCUGCAUGUGGAGGUCUGUGCAGGACCAGGCCUGCCACUGAACUGAAGCUCCAGUGUGGAUCCAGUGGAGAGAUGCAACUGGUAUGGAGCUAUGACAGUCAGGUGUCGGGCGUCUCCAGCAGCAUGCUAGAGACAAUUUUUAAACAGUGGGGCUCCCAAGGGACUCUUCUGUGCAAUAGCCAUCUGAACUCCACACGUCCUGUCUACAUUGUUCAGACAACAGAGGCAGGCUUCCGUGGCCUCCUCAGCGGCAUCCCAAAGGAACUUCAGCAACUGUUUUCUGUCACCAAACAGCAGGACACUCAGAGCUCAGCUGGUUUGUUGCAACAAAACAAUAACUUAACAGUAACUUAA
Messenger RNA from Scomber japonicus (chub mackerel), 1513 nucleotides. RefSeq lists its product as uncharacterized. The transcript has 6 exons. Bases 569 to 1513 code for a protein of 314 amino acids. NCBI's taxonomy places the organism in Eukaryota, Metazoa, Chordata, Actinopteri, Scombriformes, Scombridae. The record is from RefSeq and is a predicted model, not a curated record.